AUGUCAUUAGACGAUGAAUUUGAAAAGUGUCAAGAGAUCGAGUUCACACAUGCUCAAUUCCUUUUUCGAUCCUACCUGUUCCCCGUCGUCUAUCUGUUUGGCAUUAUAUCAAACACUAUCAAUAUAUGCGUAUUUUCACAAAAAUCGAUGCGAAACCAUACAGUAAACUGGUUCUUCCUUGCUCUCUCAUGCUCCGAUCUCCUUACUCUCGUCUCUUCAUUCUUUGUCUUCUCAGUACCAGUUUAUGCUGAAAGUUCACGAGAUCCAUGGUACAUUGAUUGGUCUGUUCAACUGAUUGUCUGGUUCUAUCCGUUGGCUCAAACUGGACUAACAAUGUCUGUCUAUGUGACAAUUCUCGUAUCAGUUCAUCGAUAUCUCGGUGUGUGUCAUCCGUUUUUAAUCCGUCGAAUUUCGAAUUCAAGCGCAGUGAAAGCAGUUAUUGUGGCUGCUGUCAUUUUUGCAUUUGUAUUCAAUACGAGUCGUUGGUUUGAACUUCAUGCUCAACCAUGUUUUUAUGAUUCUGCAGGACAAACUAACUCAUCAGUCGUUUAUCCGACUGCUUUAAUGAUGAACAAUGUGUAUACUCUAAUCUUCCGAAAUGCAGCAUAUACAAUCGUCAUGUUCUUCUUACCAUUUGCAGUCUUGACAUAUGUUAAUCUCAGAAUAAUUGCUACACUUCAACAGUCGUAUAAAAUGCGAAAAGCAAUGACAACAUUACGAACGAAACGAAGUGAUUCUACAGUACCCACUGAUACGAUUGUCACGAAAAUAGAUGGAUAUUCAGCAGUUGUUCCAGUUGAAAAUGGAACAGGUGGCUCUGGAAUUAUGAUGGGCGGUUCGAACGGUGGAAGUGUGAAAAAUGAGAAGAAAGAGAACGGAGUGACGGUCAUGUUGGUGGCAAUUACUACCGAAUUUCUAUUAUUUAAUUUGAUUGCUUUCGCCAAUAAUAUCAUCGAGUUGUCCACCAUUCGAUUCUUCCAAGAUAUUGAAACUCUUCUAGUGGAGCUCUCAACAUUCCUUGUGAACGUGAAUGGAGCAUCCACGAUAAUUAUUUAUCUGAUAUUUGGAAGCAAGUAUCGAAAUGUGUUCAUGCGACUCAUCAAGAACAACUUUGGAUUCCAUUCCUGUGGAGAUUCUCCGAAACGACCAAUCGGAUAUUCUCAAGCACAUUUCGAAACGACACAAUUACUAGAUAAUUCUAGGUUCGAUCUGAAUCGAAACAAGCAAGCCAGUGUGAUCCGUCGUUCCGACAUGUCAACUUCGAUAAGAUCAUCUUCGACUAAAAAAACCACGCUGACACCUUCAUAA
This is a messenger RNA of Caenorhabditis remanei, 1308 nucleotides long. RefSeq lists its product as uncharacterized. Gene Ontology annotation, cellular component: membrane. The transcript has 7 exons. Gene Ontology annotation, molecular function: G protein-coupled receptor activity. NCBI's taxonomy places the organism in Eukaryota, Metazoa, Nematoda, Chromadorea, Rhabditida, Rhabditidae. Gene Ontology annotation, biological process: G protein-coupled receptor signaling pathway. Bases 1 to 1308 code for a protein of 435 amino acids. The record is from RefSeq and is a predicted model, not a curated record.